AUGGGUUGCUGCUGUUGUCUGCACGUUUCGUACCACCUGAUCGUCAAUUUGUUCGAUCGAUUUUCGGAAAGCAUCAGGGACAUUGUGUAUUGCCGGUGCAGGAAGGAUUUAGAAGUGCAAUCGGAAGCCAGUGAGCAGUACAAAUCAGUGCAACCGAACCCUGCAGUGGAAGAGUCAACUAACCCGAGCGUCCGUCCUACGCUCUCACUGGCAAAUAAACCACGGUACGUUGUGAUUAACGACACCGUCGAGCUGGAGCCUUUCUUCUACGAUAUCGAUCGCCAUUACAGUGAACUCCUGCUUAAGGAUCGCCCCGCAGGAACUUGCCUGGUGCGGCCGUUUAAGUUAAAACACGAACACAUUCGUUACAUAUUGUCGAUUCGGGCUUGUGGGACAUACUUUCAUCUGUUCAUCCGUCACGCCGGCCUCAACGGCAUGUACGCGCUGGGUUUGGAAAAGGAGCCGGAAAAGCGCUUCAAAUUUCCCACCGACAUCGUACGCUACUAUCAACUGCAUGCCCUCGAGUGCACCCGCGCGACAACGACGGUGAAACUCCAGCUGAUCCCUCUUCAGCUUUCGGACUUAGCGCCUAAGAAUGGCGAGUUGAAUUGAAGAGAAGAAUCGACCAGUAUGCUAAUAAAAUUAUAU
This is a messenger RNA of Anopheles coustani, 648 nucleotides long. RefSeq lists its product as uncharacterized. Lineage: Eukaryota; Metazoa; Arthropoda; Insecta; Diptera; Culicidae. Bases 1 to 612 code for a protein of 203 amino acids. The transcript has 2 exons. The record is from RefSeq and is a predicted model, not a curated record. Gene Ontology annotation, biological process: cell surface receptor protein tyrosine kinase signaling pathway; intracellular signal transduction.